CCUUUUGUUGUUAGAUUUAGUUUUUAGAUUAAUUCAUUUGGAAUAAAGUAUUUAAGAAAAUCCAAGGUUCCCGUCAAAAUAUAUGUUAAGUUAUAAAUAAUAUGUUACUAUUCCCUAAGAUACAUUAUUCUAUCCAGUUUAGUCAGCGAAAAGUUAACUUCGAAUAAUAUCAAAAUGCAGGUUUCAGAAGUAGACAAUGUUAAAAUUUACAAUCUUAGUGCUGGAAAAGCUUUACCUGAUUGGUUGAGUGAAAGAAAAAAAAGAGCCCUUUUAAAAAAGAAUGUGGACCUAAGAAGAAGAAUAGAACUCAUACAAGAAUUUGAUAUGCCAGGGGUGAGCACAAGCGUCCGUGUAUCAAAAGAUGGUCAAUAUAUUAUGGCAACAGGGAUAUACAAACCAAGAAUUAAAUGUUUUGAUGUUAACAAUUUGUCUUUAAAGUUUGAAAGAUGUUUAGAUUCAGAAGUAGUUACAUUUGAAAUUUUAAGUGAAGAUUACUCAAAGAUAGUUUUUUUACAAUGCGAUAGGUAUGUGGAGUUCCACGUAGGACAUGGCCGCCACUACCGACUGCGCGUGCCACAUUUUGGAAGGGAUAUGAAAUAUCAUCGGCCAUCAUGUGAUUUGAUUGUUGUUGGGGCUUCAAGUGAAGUAUACAGACUUAAUUUGGAGUUAGGUCAGUUUUUAGCACCAUAUGUGACAAAAGCGAGUGGCAUUAAUUGUUGCAAUGUCAACGAGGAACAUGGUUUAUUAGUAUUUGGCACAGAAAGUGGACACGUAGAGGCAUGGGACCCCCGCACAAAAAUGAGACAAGGAAUAUUGGAUUGUGCCUUACACUGUUCUAAUUCUGACUACAAAAACAAUGACAUCCCAGCUAUAACAGCAUUAAAGUUUAACGGUGCAUUACAAAUGGGGGUGGGCACAUCGUCAGGCCACGUCCUGCUAUACGACAUACGCUCCAGUAAACCGCUGCUGGUGAAGGAACAUAUGAACGAAAUUCCUAUUAAAAGUAUAGAAUUUCACAAAACAAUGAACUAUGUUUAUUCCAUGGAUGCUAAUGUAGUAAAAAUUUGGGAUAAUAACACGGGCAAACAAUAUACCAAUAUUGAAUCUUCUGUAGAUUUCAAUGAUCUGUGUGUAAUACCCAACACUGGAUUAAGUAUGAUGGCUGUAGAAGAUCAAAAGAUGCAAAUAUACUAUAUUCCAUCAUUAGGUCCGGCGCCCCGCUGGUGCGCGUUCCUGGACAACCUGACGGAGGAGAUGGAGGGCAGCGCGGCGCAGACCGUCUACGACGACUACAAGUUCCUCACCAAGCAGGAGCUCGAGACCCUGGGCUUGGACCACUUGCUUGGAACCAACUUAUUGAGAGCGUACAUGCAUGGGUACUUUGUUGACGUACGGUUGUACAAGAGGGCCAAGUCUAUCGCGGAUCCAUUUGCGUUCGAGGAGUACAAAAAGAAGAAGAUUCGAGAGAAGAUCGCGCAGGAGCGGCCCGCGAGGAUCACCGUCGACGACAGCCUGCCCAAAGUCAACAGGGACCUGGCGUCCAGGUUACUCGACACCCAACCACGCAAGAAACAGCCUACUAAUCUAUUGAAGGACGACAGGUUCAAGGCUCUGUUCGAAAACCCAGACUUCGAAGUUGACAAGGAGGCCGACGAGUAUCGCCUGCUGAACCCCGUGCUGUCCAGAUUAGACAAGAACAAAACCAAAACGAAAGCCGUGGAGGAACAGAUGGAGGUGGAAGAGAAGGAGGAAUCGGAUUCCGACAAGGAGUUGUACGAGUCCAGCGACGACAGCUCCGACGAGGAUCGCACCUGGGCCAAGGAAAUGAAAAAGCAGCACAAAAUCAUUCGAAACAAGAGACAAAACGAGGAUGAAAAUGAGAAGGAAAGUAAAGAGAAAAUGUACGAGCUCAACGGUGUACCGAAAACUAACAAUAUCAAAAGCUUAAUGCAAGUUAGUAAGAAGAGUUUAGGCGAGCGGCUGACUAAAGAGGGCUCGGCCGUCGUCUCCGGGACGGGCGGCAACAGGGAGAUGAAAUUCUCCAUGAGAAGCAAAAAGAACUCCUCCGACACUCAAAAGAAGAUGCAGAAGCACUACCAAGAGAGGAAAAAGAUUGUCAGAAGAACUGGCUUUUUGGCAAAGAAAAGACUACCCAAGAUCUGCGCCUGUCAACUCCGAAACAGCCACUACAGGAUGCAACACGAUAAUGUAUCGUACGACAGCACCAGUGAUCUAUUGGACUGCCAUGUGCUGGACGGCAAGCUGGCCCGGUCCGCGAUGGAGAGAUCCGCGAGGUCCAGCAUCGACGCCAACAGUGUGGACAUAGGUGAAAUAACCGAGUCCCCGGAUACUGACUACAUGAGUACGUCCGCAAUUUUACAUUACUGUAAAUCGAAGAUACUCCUUCCAUACUUGAAGCUCCUUACUAUAAUGGGUCUGCGGCCCGUGGUGGAUGUCCCGAACUCAUCACGAUGUAUGAUAUGUCUGUCACACUUCCACUCCGCGCAGGUAGCGGUGCUCAUGUGUUUGGGGUAUGUGCUGCAGUACAUGGCAUGUUUUAGGCGAGAUAGAGGUUUAUGUUAUAAACUAGUACCGCUGGCGCUGCAGUCCUCGCUAGAUUAUGAUACGUACAAGCAAGUUUGCUACGGGAACGUAGUUUUUACGUAUAUCGGCCCCAGCGUACUACAUUUUACGGGUUUUCUAUAUGCGUUAUAUUUAUUUAGAGUAGCUGAUAAUGAGCAAUUGCAAAAUUUGAUGGAAAGGGUGUUUCUACUUUCAUCAUACGCGCCACAGGGCAUGCCCACUGCGAAACCAAAGCGAUUACUACGUAUGCUGUGGUUUUUCAUAAUCUUAAGCAUAUUAUGGAUGUGCCUCUCCUUGUGUUCUGUUAAUUUAAUGAUGGCAAAAGGAAACAUCAUGUUCAGAUGGUUUGAAACAAGUUCGAAAGAAGCUGUAUUGGCAUUGAAAGUGUUGCUGAUAGUGUGCACGCUCAUCCACGACAUGAUCCAGGCGACCAUCAUCACGAGCUACUGUCUCCAGGCGCAGUUGCUGCAGGCGCAUCUGCAGUUCCUUAAAGAGAGACUCUUGAACCGAACUAUUAUUCCUUUCAAUUGGAUGCGAGAAAUUUUAGAAUUCCGUAAGUUAUUAAACUAUUUGAACGACGACUUAGCCCCAUCAGUCUGUCUAUUCACGAUCGUGAACAUAUCGUGGGCGAUAUCGGGUAUCAUGUGGCUCCUGAACAUGGACAAACUGGACACGGGGACGGAGCCCAUAUUGGCCAUCAGUAUCCUCAACCUGUUGCUGUGGAUAUCGGCCGCUAUAGUUCCUUUCAUUCAGGCGGCGCGGCUAUCAGCGGAGUGCGCGCGCACGUCGGGGGCGGGACACGAGCUGAGCGCGCGACCGUUCCUGCACCAGGACACGCCCCCCGCCGACGUCGCCGCCGUGCUCGCCUUCGCCUCCACCCUGCGCAUGCGCGCCGAGCUGUUUCACUAUCCAAUCAAGGGCCGAUACCUCUGUCUCAUUCUCACGCUCGCCACAGUCUCGCUCUUCGCCCUCGGAAUGUGCCAUUAUUUGCAAUAGCCAGUAUCUACUAGUGAGAUGAGCAUUAAUUGUUUCUUUCUCUCGCUCGGACCGGCGAAGUAUGAGUUAUAUAGAUCUCCAAUUGUUAUUUUUUUAAUGUGCAAUAAUUUUUUAACAAUUUAUACUUAAUAAUUUUAUUCAUCAACUGUGAUUUCGAUAUAUUUAAUAAUAAAUACGUUAUUGAUUUCAACUAUUUUAUUAUGUCGUUAUAAACUUAGGUUCGCAACACGUUGACAUCCAACAUUGU
Aricia agestis (brown argus) is the source of this 3826-nucleotide messenger RNA. RefSeq names its product nucleolar protein 10 (gene l(2)34Fd). The record is from RefSeq and is a predicted model, not a curated record. NCBI's taxonomy places the organism in Eukaryota, Metazoa, Arthropoda, Insecta, Lepidoptera, Lycaenidae. Gene Ontology annotation, cellular component: 90S preribosome; small-subunit processome; nucleus. Gene Ontology annotation, molecular function: protein binding. The transcript is spliced from 19 exons. Gene Ontology annotation, biological process: maturation of SSU-rRNA from tricistronic rRNA transcript (SSU-rRNA, 5.8S rRNA, LSU-rRNA). Bases 175 to 3579 code for a protein of 1134 amino acids.